Messenger RNA from Schizosaccharomyces japonicus yFS275, 2475 nucleotides. RefSeq lists its product as hypothetical. The transcript has a single exon. The coding region runs from base 28 to 1560 and encodes 510 amino acids. The record is from RefSeq and is a predicted model, not a curated record. NCBI's taxonomy places the organism in Eukaryota, Fungi, Ascomycota, Schizosaccharomycetes, Schizosaccharomycetales, Schizosaccharomycetaceae.
CCAUUUGUAUGGCAGAAAACUGUGCAGAUGCAAACUUAUCAAACUGAAAAUGUGCGUGGGCUUAACGACUACAUUGGCGGAAUGAAUGACUACAGCAUUUCCGCGUUCACUCGGAAACGCUCAGUUUCGCAGCCAAAACCAGAGUCAGCUUCUCAACCAGACGAAUACGAAUUGGAUCGGCGUCGUUGGAGUACUUGGAACGAUCUGGAUGAGGAAUCUACUUUAAAUAAUCGCAGUCGUCGAACUUCGGCAACGCGUUCGCAAACUCGGAGUCGUUUGCAUCAAAUUGAAGAGUUGAAGGAGACUCUGCCUUCACUUGACCGACAUCGUCGGGAGAACCAACGUAGAACGGUGUCGAGCGGAUCCGAGGAAGAGACACCGGAGAUUCCACUGAAGUCUGCUCGUCGUCACGGUUCUCGAAAUCGUCGAGACGAUAGUUUCGCUCGAAAUCCCAAUCGCAUCAGCUUUGUUGAUAAUGACCAGGUGCUUGAGGUGGACCCUGCAAGAUUCAUUUCCGAUGUUGGUGAUGCAUUGACUCAUCAGGAUUCGAGAUUUUCCGAUGAGCCUGAAGGAUUUACAUCGUCUCUCAAUGACGCUUCUUACGAGCCGGUAUAUACUGGGACUACCUUGCCUAACGCGACGGGUCCCGGUAUAUUGGCCAAGACUCGCAGAAGUCUUGAUGCUGUUUCUCGUUUACCUCCCGAUCCGUACUUGACCAAUGACAUUAAGCGUACCAGGUCUGUUGGUAGAAACGUGAGUACGCCACGGUUGCAGGAGCCUGAGGAGAGCUAUAGAGAUGCUCUUUCCAAGCAACCGCAGCAAGAGCAACAGACAAAAGGUAAGCAAACCUCUAAGGUUUGUGCAGCUGUCCACGAUGGAUUCAGCCUCCACAAGAAACACAUUCUUAAUGCCCUCCGGAAACGUUCUAUGGAAAUGGAAAAUCCGCGGGAGGAGUUACAACUGGGUUCAUCUUCGCCUGUUCGAUCGACAGCACAUCAGCGCAACUCCUCCCAGUUUGAGAAUGCAUCUUUUCGAACAGUGCCGCCUGAGCAGCCACCAGAGGAGCCGAUGCCUGUUGUGAAGAAUGUUCCUGAUAAUGAUGACCAUUGGCAGCGAGUAUACCGUAACUCCUUGCUAAUCAACCCCGACAGAGAGAUGGAGCCUCGUCGAGCAAUUGUUGCAGAUGAUACGGAUUCUGAAAGCAGCUAUCGUCGCAUUCGCAACCAGUAUCUUUCGCGAGCAAAUACUGUUCACAGUCCUCGUUUACGUUCGUAUGGCACGUCGGGAGUUGGGACGGCCCACCCUCCUUCAUCUAAUCGUACGGGCCUCACUCGGGACGCGCGGAAUUCCUUGCGUCCACAAAGCAUGGUGUAUGAAAAGCUCCACAUUCGUAACUCAAACCCAAGCUUAAUUGCUGUACCAUAUCAAAGUGUAGCCACGCCAAAUCCUCCAGUUACAAAACAAAAAGCUUUAUCUGCCUCACAAAAAUCCGGUAUGGAAAAGAAACACCGCAAUUUUAUUCGACGUUUCUUUCACAAGCUUAAACGCUUGUUCAAAUAAUUAUUGAUAUGGUCCGCACUGACUUUGGAAACAAAGUUUUUUUAUCUUUUCUUACAAUCAACUUUUGCCCCCACGUUCUUUUACUGUUGUGACCUAGUGUGUACAAAUAGUUGAUGCCACACUGCCUUCGUUCGUUGAUUAUUGUUGCUUACAGAGUUGAGAAACUGUGAACUGGUUUUUAAAAGAACGUCUGGUUAAAUAACGGAUUGUCCUCGUUCAAGCUCGCUGUGCCCAUGAACGUGGCAAGCUAUUUACAUCUUGCUAGUUUUCGUUGAAGGGGCAAUUUAGUUGAGUGUUUUAUAUUCGGCUGGAUGAUAGCCCACUAACCGCGUUCCUUAAGGGGAGCACAGGAGGCAUGCUGUAUCGGUGCAUUUAAAAAAGUCGCAAAUGGAUGUCGCAUACACGCUCCUUUUGUUUUUUUUUUAUUUAUUUGGUUACAAUCGUACGUUGUACGGCUUCAACGACAAUCUCAUGUGGUAGAGCGAUUUUUUGGUAUACUUUGAGGAUGUGUCUUCUCUAUGUGUGCUCUGCUUUUAUUGGGACUACACACCAAUCUUCUUUAAUAUACGAUCAAACGAGUUCUGGACAUGGGAAAGAAAUAAUUGUCCCCAAGACGGGUAUAUGUUGACGUAAAGGUUUUCUUACGUGAUAGAUUUUUUUGGCAUGGAGGAUACACGGAUGGAUAACAUUGUCAAUUAAUUAUUAUUAUAAAUUUCUUCCUGGACUUCCACGGAGCUCGGUUCACUUCUUUUUUUGGUUAACGUAGUAUAAAGAAUUUGGUUAAAAAGAUUUAGUGAACUCAAUACAUUUCAGUAGAGUCUAAAAUAGCUCGUUAUUUUAGGGGCAAGCGGUUUUGUAGUCUCACUAAUAAUUGAUUGCGCGACGUGUUUAUUCUUUAGUAAGAGCAUUGUUAUC